AUGCAUCUUUCCCUGUGGUCCCUGUUCGUGAGCUCUUGCUUGGCUGUUCCGGUCAUUAACCGGCAACAACAAGCCCUGCAACCUCUGGACAGGAAUGACCCCUACACGCCUGAUAAUCGGGAUCCCUACGAUAGCAAAAUCGACUCGUAUGGCAAAGACUUGCAGCCACUGCCUUGGCGGAACGGUGAUGGUGCGACCAUGAUGGGGCCGCGGAACAAAGACCGCGAGAGGCAAAACCCAGAUAUGCUUCGGCCUCCCAGCACCGAUCAUGGGAGCAUGUCCAACUAUCGUUGGAGUUUUGCCGACUCUCAUAUCAGGAUCGAGGAGGGAGGGUGGACACGUCAAACCACCAUCAGAGAACUCGGCUCGAGCAAAGAAAUUGCCGGUGUCAAUAUGAGGCUUGAUUACGGUGUGAUUCGAGAACUUCACUGGCACAAGGAGGCCGAGUGGGCAUACGUCCUCGAAGGGAGCGUGCGUGUCACUGCUCUGGACACUGAGGGCGGCAACUUCAUCGACGACCUUCAAAAGGGAGACUUGUGGUACUUUCCAUCAGGCCAUCCCCAUUCUCUGCAAGGCUUAGACCCCAACGGCACGGAAUUCCUGAUCGUCUUUGACGACGGCAACUUCAACGAAGAAUCGACCUUCUUGUUGACGGACUGGCUAGCCCACACUCCCAAGUCUGUCCUCGGCGAGAAUUUCCGCCUCUCGCCCGAGGUCUUCAAGACCAUUCCCAAGUCCGACAAAUAUAUUUUCCAGGGUAGCUUGCCAGGCUCCAUUGACGAGGAGAAGCCAGAUGGCACGCACGUCAAGAAGUCCAAAUUCAAAUUCACCCACAAGAUGAUGGACCAAGAGCCUCUCAACACCACCGGGGGUCUGGUCCGUAUCACCGACUCGACUAACUUCCCCAUCUCCAAGACCAUUGCCGCAGCCCAUCUCGACAUUGCGCCCGGCGCAAUGCGUGAAAUGCAUUGGCAUCCCAAUGCUGAUGAGUGGUCAUACUUCAUCAAAGGCCGUGCACGUGUCACCAUCUUCGGCGCCGAGGGCAAUGCUAGAACUUUCGACUACAUGGCUGGAGACGUCGGCGUGGUCCCCCGGAAUAUGGGCCACUUCAUCGAAAAUUUGAGUGAGGACGAACCCGUUGAAGUCCUGGAAAUCUUCCGCGCCGAGAAGUUCCAGGAUUUUUCAUUGUUCCAGUGGCUGGGCGAGACGCCCAAGAAGAUGGUUGCGGAUCACAUCUUCGCCGACGACCAAGACGGAGCAGACAAGUUUUUGAAGGAGAUUCACGAUGCAGAUUAUGAUCCGAUCCGGGGAAAGGCCGAGUAG
Molecule: messenger RNA, 1323 nt
Organism: Fonsecaea nubica
Lineage: Eukaryota; Fungi; Ascomycota; Eurotiomycetes; Chaetothyriales; Herpotrichiellaceae
Exons: 3
Coding region: 1-1323 (440 amino acids)
Biological process (GO): oxalate metabolic process
Source: RefSeq, a predicted model, not a curated record